Diaporthe batatas is the source of this 450-nucleotide messenger RNA. RefSeq lists its product as uncharacterized. The transcript has 2 exons. Lineage: Eukaryota; Fungi; Ascomycota; Sordariomycetes; Diaporthales; Diaporthaceae. The coding region runs from base 1 to 450 and encodes 149 amino acids. The record is from RefSeq and is a predicted model, not a curated record.
AUGACGACCAACAACAACAUGGCCACCAGCACAGAAGAGCCCCUCAUAACAGGCCUGCACCACAUAAACCUGACCGUGCCCCACGGCACCCUCCACCACGCGGCGGCCUUCUACGGCUCGACGCUCGGCCUGACGCCGCGCCCCGUGCCCGCGGCCCAGGCCCACGAGCUGGCCUGGUUCGACAUCGGCGCCUCGGGCCAGCAGGUCCACGUCUCGCUGCCCAAGCACGAGAACGAUUCCGUGGACGCGUCGCUGUCGCUGUCGCGCCACCCGUGCUUCCGCGUCGGGUCGCCCGCGGCGCUGCUGGCGCUGCAGGAGAGGGUGCACGCGCAUUUCGUCCGGGGCGGCGGGGGCGCGCCUGCUGCGGCUGAUGCGCCCGGGGGGCCUGAGUAUCCGAGCAGGUUCUUUGCCAGGGAUUUCGCGGGGAAUAGGCUUGAGUUUACGGUCUAG